UUCUAUGGCAAUGAGGAGAUUUUUAACCAAUCAUAAGAGAACUACACAAAUGAUGGCAAAACAUAUGAUGGAGCCAUGUGAUGUGUUCUUAAACCAUAGAAGCACCGACACAAAAAGAACAUUAGCAACACUUCUUUAUGACCACCUUAAAAGACAAGGUUUCAAUCCUUUCUUGGAUGAGAAAAACAUGAAGCCAGGGGACAAAUUGUUUGAGAAGAUAAACCGUGGUGUUUUGGAGUGUAAGAUUGGUGUGGCGGUUUUCUCACCUCGUUAUUGUGAGUCUUAUUUUUGUCUCCAUGAGCUUGCACUUUUAAUGGCAUGUAAGAAGAAGGUGAUUCCAAUCUUUUGUGAUGUUAAGCCUUCUCAAUUGCAUGUUGUUAAUAAUGCUAAUUGGUCGUUGGAGGAACUUAGGAGAUUCAAAUGGGCUCUUGAAGAGGCUAAGUAUACCGUUGGACUCACCUUCAAUUCCUCAAAAGGGAACUUUUCUGAAAUUGUGACUAAUGCUUCUGACAUAAUCCAUGGAAGCAUGAUAGAACUUCAGAAUGAAGAGCAGAAGAAGCAUAAGCACUUGCCAAUUCCUGCUUAGAUAAUGACCUGAAGAAAUCUAACCAUACAUGCCACCAUUGAUGUGGAACCAGACCGAUUAAUUUCGUGCAUGUUCUAUAUUUUAGAUUUUAAUUUAUUGCUCUAUUAAUAAUCAGGUCAC
Messenger RNA from Cicer arietinum (chickpea), 706 nucleotides. Its product is annotated as probable 2' cyclic ADP-D-ribose synthase BdTIR. Gene Ontology annotation, biological process: signal transduction. Lineage: Eukaryota; Viridiplantae; Streptophyta; Magnoliopsida; Fabales; Fabaceae. The record is from RefSeq and is a predicted model, not a curated record.